CAAGAUGAAGCGUAAGAAGCACAAAGUAUGUCGUGUAAACACUGCACUGUCAAUAGUCCCUACGCUCUUCUUUCCCAACGGUGUUCUCCUUCCAGCCUCUCCUUUCCUUCCUUCACUUUCACUACAGGAGUUUUACAUCUAAGAAGGUCACUCAUGAGAUAGGAACUAGAGCGAGAGAGAUAAAAAGAAGAUGGCUGAUGAUCGUGAGUUGCUUUGCUUCUCUGAUUCUUUGGAAGAAGAGGAUGAAAAAGAACAAUGUAGUGAUAAAAAUGUGAAGGAGCUUGGAUCCCUUGAUGACUCUAUUACACUGGUGGCAGCCAUAUCUACAAUACACCCAAGGGCUUCAGAAGUAAGUGGAGAAGAUGUUCCAGAUGGCUGUUUCCCUUCCUCUUCUAAGGAUUCGGAUGAGGAGGAAAGCAGUGAAAAGGUGGGGAACAGCAUCUUCUAUGUGGAUAGCCAACAGGAGAGCCCGUCUGAUGAAAACCGUGGACAGCUCAAUAUGCUUUCAGCAGCCUAUGAGAGCCUUGACUAUGACACAUGUGUCAAUGCUGCUUGGCUGGAUGAGGAGCGUACAAAAGGCUACACAUUUGUAGUGAAGAAGGAUGUAGCACGGUGGUUAGUGGUGCUGGUGACAGCUGUGCUCACGGCACUUGUGGGCUGCUGCAUUGAUAUAACCAUUGAGUCUCUUUCCAAGUUCAAGUAUACGUGGUUGAAGACAUACACAGACUAUGGAGUGGAACAUGGGGUUCUUAUCAUACCAUACCUCCUGUGGGUAGCACUAAACAUUGGCCCAACUCUUGUGGCUGGCUACCUUGGAUCCUAUGUUGAGCCAGUGGCAGCUGGCAGUGGAAUUCCUCAGGUGAAGUGUUACCUGAAUGGUGUCAAGGUGCCUCGUGUUGUUAGGAUCAAAACUCUUGUCAGUAAAGCAGUAGGGGUGACCAUGUCUGUGCUGGGAGGUUUGGCAGUAGGCAAGGAAGGUCCCAUGAUCCAUUCUGGAGCUGUGAUUGCUGCAGGGGUGUCUCAAGGCAAAACUACUUCAUUCAAGUAUGACUUUGGUAUCUUUGAAUACUUUCGUGAAGAUCAUGAGAAAAGAGACUUUGUGUCAGCUGGUGCAGCAGCUGGUGUGGCAGCAGCAUUUGGAGCACCUGUAGGUGGUGUUCUGUUCUCUUUGGAAGAAGGCGCAAGCUUCUGGAAUCAAGCAUUGACUUGGCGUGUCUUUUUUGGUGCUAUGAUGUCUGCUUUUACUUUGAACUUGGUGCUGUCAACUUACAAUGGGGUUCCAGGUAAACUGACCUACAAUGGACUCCUAAACUUUGGAAAGUUUGAGGAUUUGACUUAUGAGAUAUGGGAGUUCAUUCCCUUCCUGCUGAUGGGAGUAAUGGGUGGACUGUUAGGAGCCCUCUAUAACUUCAUCAACUUUAAGCUAACGCAAUUAAGGAUGAGAUACAUCACACGACCAUGGCAAAAAGUGGCAGAGGCUAUAUUGGUGGCAAGUACUACAGCUAGUGUUGCAUUCCUUAUGAUCUAUGGGUUGCAUGACUGUCGGAAAAUAGAAGAUGAGGCCAGUAGAAGUGACCGUUACCCUAUACAGAUGUACUGCAAUGAUGGUGAAGAAAGUGCCGUUGCUGCUAUUUGGUUCCAGACACCAGAGAAGAGUGUGCGUUCCCUCUUUCAUGACCCAUCUAAAUCAUUUGAAUGGCUCACCCUCAGUGUUUUCUUUGGAUGCUACUUCCUCUUGGCCUGUUGGACCUAUGGCCUUGGCAUUCCAUCUGGCCUCUUCAUCCCCACUUUACUAUGUGGGGCUGCCUGGGGCCGUCUCACUGGCAAGCUGAUGACGCUCCUCUUUCCUGGACAGAGUUGGUUGAAUGAGGGGAAGUAUGCACUUGUAGGAGCUGGUGCCAUGCUUGGUGGUGUUGUACGCAUGACCAUCAGCCUGACAGUCAUUCUGAUGGAGUGUGUUGGGAAUAUCACCUUUGGUCUGCCUCUUAUGAUUGUCUUGAUGGUAGCCAAAUGGGUUGGAGACUUCUUCAAUGAAGGUUUGUAUGACAUACACAUCCAGAUGCAAGGGGUUCCUAUCAUGGCAUGGGAUGCUCCCCCUCUCUCAAAUAACAUAUAUGCUAGUGAGGUUUUGAAUCGUCCUGUUACAACCUUACGUACUGUGGAGAAGGUUAGCCGUAUUGUUGAAAUCCUGAAAUCCUGCACAUAUAAUGGCUUCCCUGUUGUGGAUUCAAUUCCUACAGAGGAGGAGGCAAGAAACUUCAAAUCGUAUGGAACCUUGCGGGGGCUGAUACUUCGCUCUCAGUUGACUGUGCUGCUAAAACAUAAAGUAUUCAAUGAGAAUGCUCAUGUGUGGGAAAGCAGCAAGGUUGACAUCCGCCUGUUUCGCCUGUCUUAUCCACGCUACUUCACACUCCAGGAAGUGGACCUCACUGAAGAGGAUCUAGAAUGCACGAUUGACCUUCGACCAUUCCACAAUCCCUCCCCUUAUUCUGUAGUAUCUUGCACUCCUCUGCCACGCAUGUUCAAUCUCUUUCGUGCCUUAGGGUUACGCCAUUUGGUUGUGGUGAAUGACUCCAGAGAGGUUGUGGGUAUGGUAACCCGAAAAGAUUUAGUCAAGUAUAGGGUAUGGAAACAUAGAGGCCAGAUGGGGUUGGAAGAGUUAGUUAUAUACGAUAAUGUUGCCUAGUGUGUGUGUGUGUGUGUGUGUGUGUGUGUGUGUGUGUGUGUGUGUGUGUGUGUGUGUGUGUGUGUGUGCAUUUCUCUCUCUCUCUCUCUCUCUCUCUCUCUCUCUCUCUCUCUCUCUCUCUCUCUCUCUCUCUCUCUCUCUCUCUCUCUCUGUCUCUCAGCUUUUACUGGUGGAAAUGGUAUCAUUAUAGUAUCCACAGGCACACAUACUUGAGCCUUUCUGUUGUUUUCCUCAGCUAUUAAUAUCAUGGCCAAACAUUACAGAUGAGAAUGCAACUGGAAACUUACCUGACAGUAUGGGUGUUAUCUUGACUAAGCAACCUCUUUAUGCUCUGGGUACUGUUGUGAGAAGUGGGAAGUAUCAUUGCUGUUUGACUGAGCUGUUAUUGCUGUCCAUUUUACUAGAUAUUGCUUUAGAAUAAUUUUUUAUAAUGAUUCUUUUUACUACUACUAUUAUCACCACCACCACCACCACCACCACCAUCACCACACUACUACUACUACUACUACUACUACUACUACUACUACUACUACUACUACUACUACUACUACUACUACUACUACUACUGCCAUAUGGUAUCACUGGACCAUGACAACUUAACACUAUCUCCAAGUAUGAAAGUUGUAUUGUGUAUUUCUGUAUUGAUAUUUUUUUUAUAAUUUUGAGGAAGAUUGUUAAGGAAGGAUGAGCUGAAUGUGUUAAUAAUAAUAAUAAGAAGAAGAAUAAUAAGAAUAAGAAUAUUGGUGGAAAUAUGAUUAUAUAUUUUGUACAGCAAUGAUAGAAGGCAUUUCAUACUAUAAGGAAUAUUUGUAAUAGAUAAUUAUUUUUUUAUAGUUAUUAUCUUGAUAUAUUAUAAUAUUGUGUGUGUGUGUGUGUGUGUGUGUGUGUGUGUGGGUGUGUGUGUGUGUGUGUGUAAGCAAAUCAUGACAGGUUGUACGGUUAGGUUUUAAAAGAAAAGGAUAAGAAAGAAAUUUGUAUCUGCCUUAUAUUUCUAUCCAUAUUCACAGAAAUAUGAGUAUGUGAUGUAGGAGGCUUCUAGACAAGUAUGGAAGCUCCUGAAGUUUUGUUUUUGUCAUAGUAAAAAAUCUGAUGUUACAAUUACUAUAAUGAAUCUUCAAGAACGGGAUAAUUUUUUAUUUAUUUAUUUAUUUAUUUUUUUCAUACAAAAGGUACAAUUAAGUAAUAAAGAUGACUUAGGAAAAUUUUUAGUCAAGUAAAUAUUUCUGUUGGACAUUAGUGAUAGUGGCCAGUGAGAUGAUAUGCCACUUGUAAAGGGAAAAUGGUUGUCAUUACAUUUACAAGAGGAAAGCUACUUGAAUUUGUAUAAUAGUUAUUAAAUGAUUUCAUAUAUUGGCUGUUCUUUGAAAUGUCAAGCGAUUCUUGACAUUCAUAUAUUUUAUAAAAUUUUCAUUUAAGAUACACUAAUGAAAAGAACAUCAAGCUUAAGAGAAAUGUAGUUCAUACAUAUUCCGUAAAAAAGAAUAAUCCUUUGCAAGAUGCAAGGAAGAAUUCAGGUAUCAGUAAUAACAUAUUCUCUCAUUUCAGUGCUGGAUCAUUUAGUGUAAGUGCUAAGGAGGCUGCUGCUAGACUCUGUAGGCCAACAAACUGUCAUAAGUGAAGGCUAGAAUGGCCAGGCAUGUAUGGAGUCUUUCAGAAUACUGACAGUUUCAUUGAUGAUAAAGUGUAAAGCAUUUGAAAUUUAUUUUGUUGCAGAUGAGUCACGAGGCAAAACAUGUGCAUAUUUUGUGAGGCUUUUGGUAUCUUUUUGUGUGUGUGAGCUGCCUGAUCUGCUCACAUUUCCUCAGGGAUGUUCACUUGUAUUUGUUACCUGUGGAAUUUUUAAGUAACUACAACUUUUAAAUACUUGUCUUUUAAGUCCAGACGUAUAGAUGAGGCAUGUAACAGUUCUGCCUGGGAGUAUUUAAUUCUUUCAUCAUAAACUUAUAGUACAUAUGUAAUAUGUGCAUUUGUUAAAGGUAUGUCCAGUUAUUGAGAAUAGUCUCUUACAAUUUCUUGGGUUUCUCAGCUUUGUACAGGCUUUUAAUUUGAUCUUCAGUUUCUUUUAAAUCUUGCCAUAUUUUCUGUCAUUUAAAAAUUUGGGAAGUUCCUAUGCCUUAUCUUUUCUUUUCUCUUUAAGUGUUCAUGUCUGGUAUGAGUAAUGAUGAUUGAGUCCAUCCACCUAGUACAUCAUACACUUUAUGAAUCCAUUCCUCAGACAGUCUUCCUGUGGCUCAUUUCAUAUAUAAUAGAAUUAUGAAUUCAUGAAAAUUAGCACAAUACAGUUUUUAAUAUAAGUUGUCAGAGAAAUUUAUUUUAGUAUAGUGACAUGUCUCCUAAUGGUUAAAGUUGGUAUAUUUUUUUUAUAUGAGAUUACCUCCAAAUAUGGCAGGAACUCACUCAUAUAUUAGAAAAUAUUAUGUAUUUGAUGGCUGAUGUCUUCAUCUUGAUAUCAGCAACAGAAACAAAUGCAUUAUUGAUACAGAGAGAGAGAGAGAGAGAGAGAGAGAGAGAGAGAGAGAGAGAGAGAGAGAGAGAGAGAGAGAGAGAGAGAGAGAAAUAGGAGGCAGAGAGAGAGAGAGAGAGAGAGAGAGAGAGAGAGAGAGAGAGAGAGAGAGCAUUAACUUUUUAUGGUGUACCACAUGAAUUGGCUUCAACUGAAAAUACCUUGUUUUUUCUGCUACUUAAAAAACAAUAAGUGCCAGACUAAUGAUAUAUUAAUAUUAAAUAUUAAAUGAUGAUAUAUAUAUAUAUAUAUAUAUAUAUAUAUAUAUAUAUAUAUAUAUAUAUAUAUAUAUAUAUAUAUAUAUAUAUAUAUAUAUAUAUAUAUAUAUAUAUAUAUUAUGCAAAAUAAGAGGGAAAAAAUAAUAUAUAAAUAAUAUGUAAGGAAGGAUUUAUCUUUAAGUGCAGCAGUGGUGGGUGACAGCCAAGAGUGGAAACCUGGCGUUUGUAGUGACUGCUCACCAAUGAUGGCUUUUUUCAAGUUUGAUACAAAUAUGACAAAACAAAAUAAAAGCACCUUAAAGAACUGAAUAUUUCAUCAUUGAUUUUUGUUAGUUUAUGGAAAUUAUGAAUGACAUUAGAAAUAGAUGCAUUAAGAACAAAAUGUUUUUAUGUAAAAUUUAUUUUUUGUAUUAGUGUCCCUAUCCAAAAGGUGCUUAUAAGAAUGACAACCAUUUUGACUCCCUAAGUCAAGAGUGAUGUAAUACUACAUGUGUCAAAUGGAUCCAUAGAAUUAACAUGGAACAUUAAUGGAAAGUUUGCUGAACUGUGACUGUUUGCUGAACUGGGACUGUACUGUCUGGUAGGAAUAGAAGGCUAACAAUUCUAUUCUGUAUGUAUGUAUAGUCCCUCAGGUGUGAGAGACUAACAGUUUUAUAUGUGUGUGUGUGUGUGUGUGUGUGUGUGUGUGUGUGUGUGUGUGUGUGUGUGUGUGUGUGUGUGUGUGUGUGUGUGUGUGUGUGUGUAAACAAGUGCUGCAAAAAAGACAUCAAAAGGUUGUUAAUAUCAUUAUCAUCUCUCUGCUAAAGGUUGAUCUGUAAUGUUUAGUGAAAUCUGACAAACAUGAGACAUUCCUAUGAUAUAAAGAGAUAUGUGAGUACAGUAUUUGCUGUGGUAAGGAUGGACAACCUUUGCACACACAUUGGUAUCAGGUCUUUUUUCCUGAAUUAUUUUAUCCAUAAUUCACAUAAAAAUUAUAUAUAAUAUAGAGUAUGCUUUCAUUAAUUUUCAAAUGGUUUUGGUAUGUUAAAUAGCUAUGCAUUACCAAUAUAACAAAUUACUUUGAGUAUUUGACUUCAUGUGCAUAUUUUGAUUAUGGCUAAGAUUUUGGUUUGUGUAUAGAAUUUUCUUGAGAGCAUUACUACUGUAUAUAUCUAUAGAAACAUUCUGGAAGAAGUGCAUUUUUUUACAUUUUGUCUUUCAGAUUGUUAGGUUAUUUUGCAAAGAUCUGUGGAAAUCUCUUUUCACUCAUGAAAAUAGUAUUUUAAUUUCAUACAUCCAUUGCUACCUUAAGGAACUAUUACUGUGAUAAGUUUGCUGGGUAAAUACUCUGGGAGUAGCUGGUCUUUUUGUGAAGAUGUGAUAAAUGUGAGACUGAGACUAACAGCUGAAAAUAUGAAGCUGACAAGGUUGUGUCCUUUUUAGUGGUGGUUUGGGUGAAGGCCAGCUUGGUGAGGGGAGGAAAUGAUGAACAUCUUCCAAGUCCUUGACUUCAAAUGUUUAUUGAAAGGAAAAAGUAAAAAGAAAAAAAAAUUAUAUAUCUACAAAUGAAAAAUUAUGAAUUUAGUCAAGGAUUUUUUCACUCAUAGUGUCAUAAAGGUUCAAUGAGAUAUUUUAUAAUUUCAAGUUAUCACUUUUUAUCAGAACUGUUGGUUGUUAAUCUAGAAAUAAGUUUUGAUAAGUAUAAUAUAAAUAAAUACCUAGAAUAGAGGC
This is a messenger RNA of Scylla paramamosain (green mud crab), 7117 nucleotides long. RefSeq names its product H(+)/Cl(-) exchange transporter 7-like (gene ClC-b). NCBI's taxonomy places the organism in Eukaryota, Metazoa, Arthropoda, Malacostraca, Decapoda, Portunidae. The transcript has 17 exons. Gene Ontology annotation, cellular component: lysosomal membrane; intracellular membrane-bounded organelle. Gene Ontology annotation, molecular function: voltage-gated chloride channel activity. The record is from RefSeq and is a predicted model, not a curated record. Bases 191 to 2686 code for a protein of 831 amino acids. Gene Ontology annotation, biological process: transmembrane transport; chloride transport.